Messenger RNA from Sinocyclocheilus anshuiensis, 1519 nucleotides. Its product is annotated as beta-secretase 1-like. The transcript is spliced from 6 exons. The record is from RefSeq and is a predicted model, not a curated record. Bases 1 to 888 code for a protein of 295 amino acids. NCBI's taxonomy places the organism in Eukaryota, Metazoa, Chordata, Actinopteri, Cypriniformes, Cyprinidae. Gene Ontology annotation, molecular function: aspartic-type endopeptidase activity. Gene Ontology annotation, cellular component: plasma membrane; trans-Golgi network; endosome. Gene Ontology annotation, biological process: amyloid-beta metabolic process; membrane protein ectodomain proteolysis.
AUGAUUUCAGUGCUUGUAAAACUGUCCGUCCUCGAGGAACAACAUCAGUGGCAUACUAUAAAAGAUUAUGUUGGUUCUUCACAGAUUAUUGGGGGAAUCGAUCCGUCUCUGUAUGUUGGCGAGCUGUGGUACACACCAAUCAGACGGGAGUGGUAUUAUGAGGUCAUCAUCGUGCGCAUCGAGGUCAACGGACAGGAUCUCAACAUGGACUGCAAAGAAUAUAACUAUGAUAAAAGUAUCGUGGACAGCGGCACCACAAACCUGCGUCUCCCUCGUAAAGUGUUCCAGGCGGCUGUGAAGGCCAUUGAAGCGGCUUCAUCGACUGAACAGUUUCCCUCAGGUUUCUGGCUGGGCGAGCAGCUGGUGUGUUGGCAGGCGGGCAGCACACCCUGGCACAUCUUCCCUGUCAUCUCUCUCUACCUGAUGAGUGAAAACACAAACCAGUCUUUCCGCAUCUCCAUCCUGCCACAGCAGUAUCUGAGGCCGGUGGAGGACGUGGCCUCGGCUCAGGAGGACUGUUACAAAUUCGCUGUGUCUCAGUCGAGCACUGGGACGGUAAUGGGUGCCGUCAUCAUGGAGGGCUUCUAUGUGGUGUUCGACCGAGAGCACAAACGCAUCGGCUUUGCAGUCAGCACGUGUCACGUCCAUGAUGAGUUCCGCACCGCUGCAGUGGAGGGGCCGUUCCAUGGCGUGGACCUUGAGGACUGUGGCUACAACAUCCCUCAGACCGACGAGUCCACAUUAAUGACCAUCGCCUACAUUAUGGCGGGCAUCUGUGCACUAUUUAUGCUGCCUCUGUGCCUCAUGGUCUGUCAGUGGCGCUUUACGCGCUGCCUUCAUCCGCUGGGCGCUGGAGAUUUCUCUGAUGACAUAUCCCUCCUGAAGUGAGCCAUUUCUAAACGCAGAAUGAUUUCAGUGCUUGUAAAACUGUCCGUCCUCGAGGGUCUCAAAGAAGGAGAAUUGAUGAUAUUGAUGAGACUACAGUGAUUAUAACUAUAUAUGUUAUAAUAUUGCAUAUGCGCACACACACACACACACACAUCCUAAUGGGUGUCCCAUCUUGAAGGAUUUCGUACCCUCUGACCCUUUUUGAGUACAUGAGAUAUGUGAAUGAUCCUUUAUCUUACAGACUUAAGUGUGGUUAGCUGUUCUGGGACUGUUAAAGUGAAGUUCUGUAAAGUUCUGUAUACUAUGUGAGCGAGUGUGUCUGUGUUUGAAAGUUAGAGAGAGUUUGUUCACUAUAUCAAGAUGUCAUAAUCUAUAAUAUGAUCAACACUGACUAAUUUUCAAAAUGAAUAUGGGGUAUAACAAAGUACUGUUUGAGUCACUGUUUAUGAUAUAGCAGUACCCAAAAAUACCAUAAGGAGCUCAUAUUACUAUUACUUACUAAGACAACAUGAUCUUCUGUCUGUAUUAGUUGAAAGCUUACAGUUAAUAGACCUAUAUGAUUUGUAAUAAUGAAUGUCAGUGGGAGAGAACAUGUCCAGUCAUAUUUUACCCCAAAAUGUAAUUUAAACGU